Messenger RNA from Ostrea edulis (European flat oyster), 5220 nucleotides. RefSeq names its product ADP-ribosylation factor-like protein 13B. The record is from RefSeq and is a predicted model, not a curated record. Gene Ontology annotation, biological process: receptor localization to non-motile cilium; non-motile cilium assembly. NCBI's taxonomy places the organism in Eukaryota, Metazoa, Mollusca, Bivalvia, Ostreida, Ostreidae. Gene Ontology annotation, cellular component: non-motile cilium; ciliary membrane. The coding region runs from base 397 to 2280 and encodes 627 amino acids. The transcript has 9 exons. Gene Ontology annotation, molecular function: GTP binding; GTPase activity.
UACAAAGAAACAAAUCAACGUACAUCAUUUCCACAAUCAAACAAUCGCUAGAGCAUUUGUGUUCAUAUCUGUCUGUCGAAAUAUUCUGUGACGUCAUAACGACCAACUUGUUGUCAUAAUGGCCGCCAUGCAUGGAAAAAGAUUUCACGUUGUAUUGUGUUUGGGCGCAAAUUUCGAUUAUGUAUAUGGAACCUUGAAAAGUCGAUACAUUUGUUAAGAACAGAGUAUUUAUUAUGGGUUUUUAAAUGUAAAGUAACCGGAUUUGUGUUUGAUAAUUGACGUAUUCCUAUUAUUUAUUGUGGUUUCCAACAACAAGUUAUCGACCCCCAGCGAGUGCAUACUCGUUGAAUCUGUCAUUACUGUCAGCAGACCUAUCAGUUGUAUAUUGUGUAUCAAAUGGGAAACUGUUUGUGUAAACGCAAACGUGAGCCAAAGAGGAGUUUAACGUUGGGGAUAUUUGGUCUGGACAAUGCAGGGAAAACAACCACAGUAAAAGUACUGGCUGGAGACCCCCACACUGAAACCACACCUACAGUCGGAUUCAACCAUGAAGACGUUGGCGUUCAUAAUUAUGAUAUCAAGUUUUAUGACUUGGGUGGUGGCAAAAAAAUUCGAGAUAUAUGGCAGACUUACUUUCCAGAAGUCUACGGAAUCGUGUAUGUGGUCGAUUCCACUGCAUCGGGUAGAAUGGACGAAAUUAAACACAAUCUGAAAAUCUUAGUCGAAGAUGAAAAAAUCAAAGGAAAACCAUUACUACUACUGGCAAAUAAGCAGGAUCAAGACAAUGCUUUGGAUGAAGUAGACAUCUUGGAACAGCUUAAUCUGGAGAACAUUGUCAACACAAACAAGUGUCCGUGUAGAAUUGAAACAUGUUCAGCUAUUAAGGGAACUGGCAAGAGGAUGGACCCCAACAUAAAGAGCGGAGUUAAGUGGUUGUGUGGCAUCAUUGACCAUAACUGGGAAAAAUACCACACCCGUGUAGAAAAGGACAAGGAGGUGGACAGUAAACGAAGGGAGGCGGAGCUGGAAGCAAGGAGGGAGAGGGUCAGGAAAUUACGGGAAGAGAGGGAGAAAAAAGAACAGGAGGAAAAUGAGCGUCUUGGCAUUAAAUCGGUUGAGGAUGAAGAUGAGGAUAUAGAAGAGAUGAAGGGUGGACCAUUCCGCCGUGUAGAUGUACGAGAAUUAGAGAAAAAGGAGAGAAAAGUAAAGGAAGAAAAAAGAAGAAAAAGAGACAAAGAAAAGCAAUAUGGUGAAAAUAAUGAGGAUGAAUCUGACACAGAAAUUCCUCGAUCAGAUCGUUCUCGCAAUCGUUUUGGUGGUCUCUACAGCAAUUCUCCAUUGUACGCAAAUUCCAUAAACAACAACAGAAGUAAUGAUGAUGAUGAUGAUGAUGGGUUUUUACCUCCAAUACAGAAGAGGGACACUCCUAGGUUACCCCCCUUACAGAGACCUCUAGGAACAAAAUUCAAUGAGGAAUCCCCAGUGAAAAAACUCAGGAAGAAAAAGAAGAAACCUAAACUUAAGGCUUUAAAGGAAAAUGUUGAGGAAAAUCAUGUGGAAGAAGGUGUGCAAAAUUAUUCAAGGACUUACACAAGUGACUAUAUGGAUGAUCAGAGAGAGGGAGAUAUUAACACAUCAUACAAAGAAUCUGUGAAUUCGUUAUCCAAAAUCGAACUGAACGCCAUGUCUUCUCUCCGUCGGGCCCAGAAUGGUUUCCCCAAUGAUGGGUUCAGUCGGGAUUCUGUGGAGGAGGAUGUGGAAUUGACAACGCGGAAAAAAAAGAAGGGAAGCAAGAAAAAGUCCAAAGCUGAAGACCUGGUGAAUGGAUACGGACAUGACUUGAGCACUCCUCAGACACUGGCCAAGGAGGAAGAUGGCACUGAUGAUGAUGUCACACCACGGAGGGAAAAGCUGAAAAGGGCAAAUGCUGUGGAAGAAGAUGACGCAGAAAUCAGAACGAAUCGCAAGAAGAAGAGUUACCUGAGAAACAAUAAGACGUACCCCUCAGAUGAUGACUCCCUCUCCGGGGAGACUACCGACAGAGAUUUUUCAUGGACAAUGAACCCCAUGGGAAAACAUUUCUCUCCAAGAGGAGCAAAAAUCACUACCUCUCAUACCAACUGGGACAAAAAAAGGAACACACCUCGAGACAUUGAUUUAUCUAUAUCUUCAACUCGUAACUGGGGAUUGGCUGAGGAACUUCCUGAAAUCGACAAUUCAAGUACUUUCUCAAGAAGGAUCAGGUCAAAUGUGGAGGAUGAUGAAGAUAUUGUUUAUUAAGCUUUAGAAAAACCCUGAUUUUAGACCAUGUUUUUUAGACAUACACUGACCGAGUUGGUUUGAUUCAUAGAUUAUAUAGUGAUGGAGUGUGUGCCUUUUAUUCUUGUACAAAUUAGAAUUAGUGUUAUUAAUAUCUAAGUAAUGAAAACUUAUUCUUCUGUGGUACCCAGAAUUUCCCUCAGAAAGUUUAUUUUUAAUGACCAAAAUGUAUUUCUUUCAUAUCAUUAAGAAUAAGAAGUACUUCAUCUUUUGAUCUUGACUGAUUUUGAGAUCAUUAAUCAUUUUUUAACACACUGACAAUGAAUGUUUUUAAUAUUGACAUGUACAACUUCUUCAUUUUGAUAUCCCAUUCGUCUCUGACAAAACUCUCACAAAGCCUUUACUACAUGUACGUCUUAAAGUAGUUUUGUCAACUUGUGCCAAGAUUUUUCGUUGUGAAUUAUAUAGCAAAUAUAAUUAUGCAAAAUUCUGUAUGUAAUCUUUUGAUGUGCAGAUUUGGAAGUUAAUAGACAUGUACUAAUGAUUGUAAAACUUGUAUAUUGUACUUUCAUUACAUACAUUUGUACGUACAAUGUACAUUGUUAGAAAAAUUUUUAUUGAUGAUGCAAGAGAUGUUUCUACACAUUACAGGCAUAAUGCAUGGAGAUCUUAAUGUGAAAUGUACAUAAUGCAUGUUUUCAUAUAAAUGUUUUUUUUUAAAUGGAGAUAUUUCCUAAACAUUUUUAUUUAAGAGUUUGUGUCAAUUUUUAUGUUUCUGUGUGCCAACCUUAUGUUUGAAAGAGUUGUAUACUUAAGAAUUUUAUUUCUUGCAUUAUCCAAGCUUGUCCACUUAUGAAUAUAUAUAAUAUCCCAAAAUAAGUAUAAAAAAUCACAAGUAGUAUUAUAAAAAUAUUACAAACUCCAUUGAGUAUACUCGACUAAUUUCUUUGCUUGUUCAGGAGUCAUUUUGUAAUGAUGAAUCAUACUCCUGAAGAAGUCGAGAAAUUAGUGGAGUCUACUCAAUGGGCUUUAUUGUGUCGCCUGCGUUACGCAGUGGCGACAUAUAGGGAUCACUAUCCAUCGUCCUGCGUCGUCGUCUGGCGGCGUCGUCGUCACAAAAAAUUUCUGUCACAGUUUUUCUCAAGAACCACAUGGGGCAACUCCCUGAUAUUUGGCACAGAGCAUCACUGUGGCCAACUGUAUUGUGUAAGACAUUUUCGAAUCUGUUGCUUAUCAACUUCCUGUUUGCCGGGACUUAGAAUUUUUUACAGCAAAAAAAUUUCUGUCACAGUUUUCUCAAGAACCACAUGGGGCAACUCCCUGAUAUUUGGCACAGAGCAUCACUGUGGCCAACUGUAUUGUGUAAGACAUUUUCGAAUCUGUCGCUUAUCAACUUCCUGUUUGCCGGGACUUAGAAUUUUUUACAACAAAAAAAAUUCUGUCACAGUUUUCUCAAGAACCACAUGGGGCAACUUCCUGAUAUUUGGCACAGAGCAUCACUGUGGCCAACUGUAUUAUGUAAGACAUUUUCGAAUCUGUCGCUUAUCAACUUCCUGUUUGCCGGGACUUAGAUUUUUUUACAGCAAAAAAAUUUCUGUCACAGUUUUCUCAAGAACCACAUGGGGCAACUUCCUGAUAUUUGGCACAGAGCAUCAGUGUGGCCAACUGUAUUAUGUAAGACAUUUUCGAAUCUGUAGCUUAUCAACUUCCUGUUUGCCGGGACUUAGAUUUUUUUACAGCAAAAAAAUUUCUGUCACAGUUUUCUCAAGAACCACAUGGGGCAACUUCCUGAUAUUUGGCACAGAGCAUCAGUGUGGCCAACUGUAUUGUGUAAGACAUUUUCGAAUCUGUCGCUUAUCAACUUCCUGUUUAGUGACAAAAACCAUUUCAAUAAUUUACUUUUUCAACAUUAUACGUGAUAUAUUACAUAUACUAGAAUGAACUAGCAGGCGACACGUCUUCCGGGGAAGACUUAAUACUGCGUUUUUUUUAUCUUUUUAUUUUCAUUAAAGCAUUAAAAAGGACCCAACGACACAAAUAAUACAAAUUGUCAAAUUAUUGGGACAACCCGUCCCUUCCCCAGGACAAAGAAGCUAAUUACAUGUGGUAACUAAGUGCUUUCUGGGUGUAUAAUAUAUAAAAAAGAAUAUCACAAAGCCGAUAGUGUAUACUCAUGGACAACUAUUUUCUUCAAGAAUUGAAGCAACUAGUCAAGUAUACUCUAUCGGCUUUGUGAUAUUUUUUAUUAUACUAUUACUUGUGUAGAUUUUUCUAUACGUAUUUCUGAAUGAUAUAUAUAUAUAUAUUCUUUCUGUGUUGUAUCUCGUCAGCAGUUGAGCUUUACACUGUGGACUAGUCCCAUGGUACUACAGUAGUAGACAAGUUGAUUAUUUUUUAUACUAGAUAUUAAAACCGUCCAAAACAAUAUCGAUCUGUGAUAAAGGAACACGUAGUACAUUAAUACAUGGUGUAUUUUAACCCAUUUUUAAUUUCCGUACAUGUAUACCUAAUACAGCUUUAAUGGAUGUAAUUUAUAUGACAUGUUGUAGUGAUGGUGGUUACGCAUUUUGUAUAGCGAGUCGUUGUCAUGGUAGCAUGAAAAUAUAUUAAAUUUUACUCUAUUUACAUGUAUUUCAAUCCGAGUUGUGUAUGGUUUUCUCUUUUAACAACUGUUUGGAAAAAUGAUUGAAAUUUAUGAACAACUCUUGUGCUGAAAGAAAUGAGUAUGAAUGCCAUUGACAAUCAAUAGAUUUGGGUACUGAAAUAUCGCAUCGUUGACUAUUUUGUUACUUUAAACGUAACAGCCAAUACAACCCUUGACGACGCUCCAUAUUUGGUAUUAAUGAUUACGUGGACAGUGGUAAUUAAAAGACCGGAUUGAACUAGUUUGUAACAAACUUGUAUUCAUUAUUUAUGAUGUAAGCAAUGUCAGUUUAAAAAAAAUAAAAUAUGAAAAGAAAA